Messenger RNA from Yamadazyma tenuis ATCC 10573, 3457 nucleotides. NCBI's taxonomy places the organism in Eukaryota, Fungi, Ascomycota, Pichiomycetes, Serinales, Debaryomycetaceae. The record is from RefSeq and is a predicted model, not a curated record.
UAACUUUGCGCACAACCCAAACUGCAAUAGAUGGUAGGUUCUCCCAUGUCGACGGCGACAUCUGUCCGACCUGACCAUGAUAUACAUACGAAUUCUCGACCACAUCAACGGGCUCCCAGGUCUCGCUCGCGGUCGGGGUCCACCUCGCGGUCAGCCUCUUCUGCUGCCGCCAGUCGUCAGAGAUCAAGGUCUUCAGCCACAGGUUCCUUUAUCAAUUUUCUUUCCAAUGACCCAGCCAGGAAUCGCCCCCAGCCCCGGAACGGUGACAACCGCCAUUUCUCACUCUAUCGGCUUUUGAUGUUGGAGUUGAACAUUCCAGGUAAUUCCAAACAAAAGUCCGGUUACGCCCAUCUGGCAGAUGUGUCAGAUCAUGAAGCAUAUGAACAGAUCAUCGAUAUGGUCAAAAUUCCAUGGGUGCUCGAAAAGUUCAUGGGGUUGGGACUUAUGAUCUGUACCAACUCAUUCUUAACGUUGUUUACGUUGGUUCCCAUUAGAAUAGUGGUGAUCACGUUCAUGGCUGUUCAAUCAACCAUAAGCGAAAAACUGUACACUUGGCAAUUGAUAUCACAAAAGUUCAGGUCCGUCCGAAGAGACGUGUUGACGGUGGUACUUAUACUCCUUUCAUUACUGGUAUUGUCGCUUCCUCCAAUUGAUAUUUCCAAAAUCUACCACGACGUGAGACGUCAAGCUCAGAUCAAGUUGUAUGUGACGUUUGGAGUUUUGGAGGUGGCCGAUAAGCUUUGCUCUUCAAUCGGUCAAAAUAUCUUGGGGAUAACGUUUGACCUUAUUGAAUCGCCUCCCACUCGUAAGAACUACUUUAGCACCGUGCUUUUCUUCUUGGGCUCCGUCGCUUACUUGUGUUUACAUGCCUACGUCUUGCUCUAUCAAACGGUUUCUUUGAACGUGGCUGCCAAUUCGUAUUCGAAUGCGUUGCUUACGUUGUUGUUUUCCAACCAGUUCUCCGAGUUAAGAGGUUCUGUGUUCAAGAAAUUUGAUAGAGAAGGGUUGUUCCAACUCUCGAUGGCCGAUUUGACAGAGAGAUUCCAACUUUCUUUGAUGUUGGGAAUGAUUACCUUGAGAAAUAUCUUGCAGUUGAACAGCAUUGGUCUGGGAAUGAUUCCAAGUAGUUGGCAAACUUGGAACAAAUGGUUUGGUGCAUUGUUUGGCCCUAGUAUUGUUGUACUAGGAAGUGAGAUUCUUGUAGAUUGGCUAAAACAUUGUUAUAUCUCCAAAUUCAAUAGAAUCAAACCAAGAGUCUAUUACAACUUUAUUUAUGUGUUGGCGUUGGAUUAUGUCGAGGUGUUUAGCUCCUCAUCUCACAAAACUAGUGGUGAAUAUGAAUUGUCUGACUAUACUAUUUUGACCAGGAGAAUUGGAUUACCUCUUUUGGCGACCACCGUUUGCUACUUGCGAAUGUCACUUGGAAACUUUGUAACUUUGUUUACAGUGGAAACAUCUUCUACCGUAUACUCGGUUCUUUCCAGUGUAUUGCUUAUGUCCGUCACGUUUGUGAUUCUCCUUUUGCUUCGCUUAAUGCUUGGAAUUGCCUUACUUAAAGUUACGAACGCCAUUAAGGUGAACCAUGAGAACAAACUUGAUGAGGUCCAUGACUCUAUAUUGGAGACCUCCGAUCCCACCCCUUCUUUGCUCUUAAGAAGAGAAGGUUUACUUCCAGAGGCUGAGGACUUGAACACAACACCAUUAUCACCAUUAUCACCCGUCUCACCUCAAUCACCAAUUCCGAAGACAGCUGCAGAUAUCAGCUUCUUACCUGGCCUUCCAAACACUGAGAUGUCUACCAUCAAUCCAGCUACUAGAGAAUUCUUGUAUGACAACAAUGAAAACAUUCCUCCCACUCCAGAAGAGAAGAGGAACAAAGAUUUCAUCGAGAAAUUCGAAACCAGCUAUGACGAAGGAUUAGGCGAAGUUCAGCGAUACGAGAUGUCCUCCAAGCGUAUUUGGUGAUAAUUCUUCUGUAUUCUUAACAACUAUUUACAUGCAUUCUAAUUUAUAUACAUCACCAUCUUCAAGUGGUGUUUUUCAAAGCUUUUAGGAUCUGGUUAGCGGCUUGAGGUCUCACUCUUUUAAGCCUAGCACAAAAGGAAAGGCAACCUGUUAAAAGGGCCAAGGCACCAGCUUGAUGCAAAGCUGCCAAAGGUAUUGGAACGAGGUAAAUCAAGGUAGAUAUACCCAAAGUAGCUUGUAAGGUUACUAGACCCAUCAUUCCACCUAGAGCCCUCAUUGCCGGUCUGGGAAUGAUUGUUCUAUACUUAAGGGAAUAGGUAUGGGCUGCUAGCACGGCAAAAAAGGUGGAGGUGGCCAUGAUUCUGUGGACCAACUGAACGGUGGUGGGGUUUUCAAAAAUAUUUCUCCAAAACAAGUCAGAAUGAUCUUCUUUCCGAGCAAAUGUAUCAGACAUCAAUUCAUUAUAGCUGGGAAGGUAAUCAUCUCCCAUAUGAGGAAAAGUAUUAUAUAUUAAACCAGCGUCCAAACCAGCAACCAUUCCUCCUGACAUCGCUGUGAAGAAGGUGAGGGUCAACAAAGCCCAAGCCAUGGUUCUAAUGCCAUUCAACUUUGGGGAGCCCAACUUGGAAAGUAAGGUCUUCACAUACUCAGGAUCAACUUUGGCCUGACUCAACAAUUUGUUCUCGGUCAAAAUCUCAAACCCGGACCACAAUACCCCCAAGUACAUGACAAAAGCAGCAGCUAAAUGGGUGGUUAAUCUGUAUUGAGAAACCGUGGGUUUUGAUUGUCUUUCCAUUAAUUGUUGCUCAUCCAAACCAGACUUCACCAUCCACCACCCGAUGGCUCCUUGUAGCCCCAAUAAUGCUGUCAACCCCACGAGCCUGUAUCUCAUAUGCGGAGAGAUUUUCUUGGAGGACCAGAAGUAGAUGGCAGGUAAGAUGAAAAACAUCCCAAUACAUCUCCCGACAAGUCUAUGACUCCACUCCAUGUAGAAAAUAAAUUUGAACUCAUCCAAGGUGAUGUGUGAAUUCAACUGCUUGAACUCGGGCGAAUCCUUGUACUUUAUGAACUCAGAUUCCCAAUCAGCUUGGUUCAAUGGAGGUAUUGCCCCAGUGAUUGGUUUCCAUUCAGUGAUAGAUAAUCCAGACUCGGUCAAUCUGGUCAAACCUCCCAACACCACGAUCCCGAACACCAAAGUGGACGUUCCGAAGAGCCAGUAGCUUACACCCUUGUUCGAAAUGGCGGGAAAUUGUUUGGGGAUUUUUGUGGUUAAUGGGGUUGAGUUACCAGCGGCUCUGAGAGAGGCAGUCGAGUAACUCUUAAAAUUGAAAGCUUGGUUGGCCGAAAAAAAAGUUCUUUGCAGUCGCAAGAGCUUGCUAACCUUAAGUCCAUGGAAGAUGGAGUUACCGGUGAAGUACAACUUCGACUUGAACAUGGUGAAAUCAGACCUAUAUACAAAGUGGUGUGGUAUUUUUUUGCUCUGCGAAUAAGC